Messenger RNA from Dentiscutata erythropus, 810 nucleotides. The record is from the annotation of a GenBank genome assembly. Lineage: Eukaryota; Fungi; Glomeromycota; Glomeromycetes; Diversisporales; Gigasporaceae.
AUGUCAACUGAAGUAUCUAAUUUAAUUAAUCCCACCAAAAUAAUUGAUAAAAAAGUAUUUCCUGAUCAAUCUGAAGACGUAUUUUGGCAAAAGGCAUCCGAUGCUAACGAAGAAACUCGUGAUAAUGAUGUUAUAUGGAAUCCACAAAAACAUAAGCAACCACAACAAGAACAUAGUAGCUUUGUGAUAACACCACCACCUCCACUUCCAUUGACGAAUACGGUUUCUAGACAUUCCCGAAAAAGCAGCAGAAUAUCAUGGGGGUUACAAACAGAUUUUGAAAGACAUAUUGGGUUAUUAGAAUCAAAAUUAGCUGAAAUUGUAUCUCAAGGCAAUAAGCAUGUUAAUAAAUCUGUAGGAUUCGAAGGAACACCAUUAUCAACAUUAGGUUAUCACCCCCAAGAAGAUUUAUCACCCGAUAUAAAUUUCGAAAAUGAGGAUGGCGAGACACAUGAUCCACAAGAAUCAGAUGAAGGAUUAUGGUUAUUAUGGAAAUCUUCAAGUAUUACAUCCAAAAAUAAUUCAAUGCCAAAUCAAUGGAAUCUUCCCUUUUUAGCUCAAAAUAGAAAUUUAAAUGCUACUACAUCAGAAAUUUCGAAUGGUGAGCAUGAUAUGCAUGAUGGGGAUGGUGAAAAUGACAGCAUUCUUGAUGAAAUGCUGUUGAAUAAUGUAAGAAAAAAGAAUGAUAAUGAUUAUUUACGAAUGAAUGGUGGCUUUGGCGGAAAUCUGCUAUUUUCCUAUUGCUUGCCUGUUGUUACUUUUGCGCAUAAUUGGUGGUGUUGUGGUUCCUUCGGAUUAUAUGAUGAUUAA